Trametes versicolor FP-101664 SS1 is the source of this 1143-nucleotide messenger RNA. RefSeq lists its product as uncharacterized. The transcript has 2 exons. NCBI's taxonomy places the organism in Eukaryota, Fungi, Basidiomycota, Agaricomycetes, Polyporales, Polyporaceae. The coding region runs from base 1 to 1143 and encodes 380 amino acids. The record is from RefSeq and is a predicted model, not a curated record. Gene Ontology annotation, molecular function: protein binding.
AUGUCCAGCAGCGUCAGCCAGCUGCCGAACGAGACGCUCCACGCCAUCUUCGACAAGCUCGCCCCGGGCGCGCUCACCGCCGUCCUCCGCGCCUCGCACCGCUUCCGCCUCGUCGCCGAGCGCGUCCUCUACGCGCACAUCAGCAUCGUCGAGGCGCUCCCGCGCUCGGCCCCCACCGCCCAGUACACCGCGUGCUGCGCGCGCACGCUCCUCGCGCGCCCGCACCUCGCCGAGGGCGUCCGCCGCCUCGCCGUGCGCUGGCAGACCGACGCGGGCCCCCGAGAUGACUAUGUUACGGCCGCCGCGCCCGUGCUCGCGCUCCUGCACGCCGCGCUGCGCACGCUCGGCCACCUCGAGCACCUCGACCUCGCGCUCGGCCUCGCGGGCGGCACGCUCGACGCGCGCGCGGUGCUCGACGGGUGCGCCUUCCCCUUCCUGCGCGUGUUCGCGCUCUCCGGGGUCGGCCGCGGGAGCCUGUCGCCGAAGCUCUACCCGCCCCCGGCUUCGCCCCCAGCCCCAAUUGGGUGGUUCCUCGCGGGGUGCGCGGCGCUCGAGCAGCUGCGGCUGCCCGACUGCUACGAGGGGCUCGCGCUGCCGCCGGGCGCGCUGCCGGCGCUCGCGGCGUUCCGCGGGAGCGCGGUCGCGGCGGCGUCGGUGCUGCCCGGGCGGCCGGUGCAGCUGCUCGGGCUCGUGGGGCACGAGUUCAUCACGGAGCGCGACUUGGCGCGCAUCGCGCAGGCGAGCGCGCCGGUGCGGUAUUUGGAUUUGAGCAUGAUGAGCGUGACGCCGAUUUUGUUGAGGGAUAUUUCGCGGCAUUUGACGGAGGUGGAGGUGUUGAAGGUGAAGCUGGCGUUGAGGCAUACGCUGCAUCAUGCGCUUUCUGGUAUCAGCCUGCUCGCAGGCCUCUCCCCCGUGCUCGGCGCCUUCCCCGGGCUGCACCAGCUCGACCUCUCCCCAACGUCCGUCGACGGCGUCGCGCGCGGCAACGCGCUCGAGGAGAGCUCGCUCUGCACGACCUGGGCGCGCGCCUGCCCCGCCCUGCGCUCCGUCGUCUUCCCCUCCCGCACCGAGUGGCGCCGCGAGGGCGCGGAGGACGUGUGGGUCGCGGCGCCGGGGGCGGCGACGGUAUGGACGCGCUACUAG